This is a messenger RNA of Loxodonta africana (African savanna elephant), 14208 nucleotides long. It is a transcript of the gene KLHL3, whose product is annotated as kelch like family member 3. The record is from RefSeq and is a predicted model, not a curated record. Gene Ontology annotation, cellular component: cytosol. The transcript has 15 exons. Gene Ontology annotation, biological process: monoatomic ion homeostasis; protein K48-linked ubiquitination; renal sodium ion absorption. Bases 7573 to 9378 code for a protein of 601 amino acids. NCBI's taxonomy places the organism in Eukaryota, Metazoa, Chordata, Mammalia, Proboscidea, Elephantidae. Gene Ontology annotation, molecular function: protein binding.
AUCAGGUCGUGGGGAGAGGGUAUAGUUUUGGGCAACCCAUCACAUAAGUCAGCCAGCCUGUGUCUAGUGGAGAGCUCUUCUGAACUGUUUCUGCUUUGUUAAUUCCUUUCCUUUCUCCAAAAGGCCUUUUCGUUACUGUAGCUUCUAGCAAUUUUGAAAACCUUGGUGGCGUAGUGGUUAAGUGCUACAACUGCUAACCAAAGGGUCAGCAGUUUGAAUCCACCAGGCGCUCCUUGGAAACUCUAUGGGCAGUUCUACUCUAUCCUCUAGGGUCGCUUGCGUCGGAAUCGACUUGACGGCACUGGGUUACUGGGUUAGCGGUUUUGAGCAUGAGGAGGCUCACUACCAUCAUGUAAAUCUUUUUUAAGUGACUUUAUUAAAAAGGGCUGACUUGUAUAGGUCUUUAAAAUGAUCCAAAUGGAGACAAUUGUUGACAUAGGUGCCAUAAAUAAUUAAUUAGGGAGAAAGGAAGUAUAACUACUAGAAGGAACGACAACCUGUGACAGGUCUAAGUAUGUCAGUAUGUUAUUAGGAAAAAAAUCACAUUAUUUUGGGAAACUUUUUACAAUGAAGUGUUUAACAAAUUCCAUAUUACUCACCUGAGAAAGAAGCUAUUCUGUCUGAUCUUGUAAUAAGGAGAUUUUGGUACAGAGGUAAGACUUGGGUCACAGAAGAGUGACUGUGGAAAAAAAUGCCCCUUUGACUUGUAUCUCCAGAAUUUCUACUUUAUUCCAAACUUUGAAGUUGCAGCUAGGUCCCCUUAAAUCUCUAGAUGUAUCCAUGAGCUUGAAGGCUUAAGUCUUUUUCAAUUGGAGGAGCUAUUUGUUUGCUUUCCUCCAAACUGGUUUUUGCCACACUUUUUUGUACUUUUGUAAAUGAAAUCGCAGACAAUAACUUCUUCAUUAAAAAAAAAAAAGAAAAGAAAAAAACUUCUUCAUUAGGCUGGGAAAAAUGGAGAACAAGGAAGGUGCAAUAUAGCUUUAUUUAGAAACAACCACGAAAGUAUUCACAUUUUUAGGCUCUAGGACUCUAUUACUGGCAUUUUAACCUGAGAAAAUAAUUCAAUGAAAGCAAAACAGUCUACACAAAGAUGAUCAUUCCAGCAUUAUCUAUAGCAAGAAACUGGAAACUAUCUAAAUGUCAAACAUUAGAGAGAUGUUUACUAAAUUGUGCUCUGUCAAAAGGUGAAGUAUUUUGCUGCUAUUUAAAUGAUUAGAGAAACGUGGGAAAAAGGUGGACGUAUGAAAAAAAGCAGAAUUCAAAAACUAUGCUAUGCAUUAUUUAAUGUAACACAAUACUUAAGUAUAUUAAAGUAGUGGGAUUAGUCAGUGAAACCUUUUAAAUUAUCUUUAAAAAUUUUAAUGAAAUUUUGGGUAAUUGAAAUUACCUAGUUGUGGCAAUUAUUUACAAGGAUAUAUAUACUUUCUAAAACACCAUAGAAUUAUUUAUUAAAUUCUUCUUUUUCUAUUCCUGUGUCCUCCCCCCUCCUUUCCCAAAAUAGAAGUUCUUUGUUUUUCCACUGAAUUCCCAUAGUACCUUUUCUGCACUUUUCUUAAGUCUCUUAUUUUUUACCGUUGUUAUGUCCAUGUUUAAUUUCCCCAACCAGCUUUAAAGCUUUUUGGCAUUAUAUUCAUAUAGGAUUUAUGUUGUAUCUUCUAAUACAGCAGCCCAUUGCAUAGACCGUAGGUAUCCAGUGAGUCUUAAUUGAAUUAUAAACAUGAAAUUGUAUGAAGAUAGAUAUUGACCAACAUGUUUGAGGAUACUUGCACAUGGGUUUUACAUGACUUAGAGCAUGUGCAUGUGCCUGACUCAACUCUGUGUACCUGUUAGGUGUGCAAACCUGACUUCACCCACAUACACAUUACCUCUGUAUUCUUGACUUUGGGGCAACGUCUUUCUAUAUUUUUACUUCUCAUGUAAAACAGCCGCAUUUCGUUUGCAACCAGGAAGGAAAGAUCUGGAGGGAAGAGACAGAGCCAUCUGAUGUCAGAUCAACACAGUCAAUUUAAAGUUGAAUAUUCCUAAAAAAAAAAAAAAGUCAUAUGAGAGAAUUAAUACUCAUUCUUGCAUAGGACGUUCUGUGCAAAAAAAUUUUUUUUUCAUUCCUAAGCCACUGGUGUAAUAAUUAGCCAAAAGUUCAGCAGUUUGAACCCACCAGCUGCUCUACAGGAGAAGGAUGCGGCAAUGUACUUCUGAAAGAUUUACAGCCUCGGAAACCCUAUGGGACAAUUCAACUCUGUCCUGUAGUGUUGCUAUGAGGCAGAAUUGACUCAAUGGCAACCUGUUUUUGGUUAGUUACGAAGAAAUGCACAUGUUUACCAGCAGAGGGCACUAGUUGCGAGUUACAGAUUGGAGAGAGGAAUUCUUAGGAAGACUCUGGGAGGUAAGUGUUGGCAUUGUAUUGGCUGUGUUAAGCACCUUGCUUGCUGCUAUGGUUGGUCUGGCUUUUCUUUGACUCUUUUGGUGUCCAGUGGUGCUCGUCAAGUUUUCCCCAAGAGCAAUUUUUGUCUAAGCCUGGUUGGUAAGUUAGAGGACAGAGGAAUCCAGGUGAAAGGACUUUAUUAUAGUAGGUGUUUGGAAGCCUCAGAUGCCAGCCUGUGUGUAAUAUCUUUAGGGGUUCAGAUACUGUUUCCCAUCCAGAGAUGAGGUAGAAAUGGCAUUAACCAGGCAUCUGUGGAUCUGGUUCCACCCAGCUUGGCCUCCAACUCACUGGGUAAUCUUGAGCCAGUUGCUUCCUCUCUCAGUUGCUUCCUUCCUCAGUUGGCUUAUCUCUAAAAUGGAGGUAAUACGACGAGGAUAAUGCCUUCUCUGCACAGUAGUUAACAGUAGGCUCUGAGGCCAGGCAAAUCUGAGUUCAGAUUCCAGCUUCACCAUUUACUACCUAUAGGGCCUUUCAAGCCCAGUUUCCUCACAUUUAACAUAGGGAUAAUAAUCCCUUCUCCCAAGUUGUUUUAAGUAUUCAAUGAGAGGGUACAUGUAAAAAGUUGAGAACAGAACCUGGCUCAGAGUAAAUGUUCAGGGAAUGAAAAUGAUUACUAUUUAGAGGAUGUUAUCUUAAGUCAAAGGAGAUGAUGGAAGGGAAGCUUUAAAGUAGAACACAAAUGACAUGGAUGAUUAUACUCUUAAAUCCACUCCAGAGUAUGGAGUCUUCUACCCUCAGAGGAGGUGUCCUGAGGGAAGCCAGGCUUUACCCUGGAUAAGCCGGUGUUCCAGUUAUGUUUUGACUUUUUGGGUGCCUUAAGUUCCUUUUCAGUUUUUGCCUGGUUUCCUGGUGGGGGUGAGAGGAUAAGGGACUCUAACAAGUGGCCAGAAUCUGAGGGGAAGUUUUGGUGCUACAGGUGUGGGUUGACCUUAAUUUAGCUCCGCUUCUUAUCUUUUUUUUCUCUUAUCUAGUCCUUGCUGACCUGUUGGUAAUAAUGAUCACUGGAGAUAUGAAAAUGGCUUUGUGAGAGGCCCAGAGCUGUGCUCCCUGGCACAUGUACUCCAGCUGAUUUUCUUCUUGAUCCCAGCAACAAGGGCUCACAGAGCUUUUGUUUGAUAGAUUGGCAUGGACAGUGAAAAUAAUAGCUGCUAAAAUGGCUACUAAGGAGCCCUGGUUGGGCAGUGGUUAAGUGCUUGGCUACUAACUGAAGGAUCGGUGAUUCGAACCCACUAGCUGCUCCACAGGACAAAGAUGUGGUGGUUUGCUUCUGUAAAGAUUAACAGCCUUGGAAACCCCAUGAGGCAGUUCUGUUCUGUCCUGUAGGGUCGUUAUGAGUUGGAAUCGACUCGACGGCAGUGAGUUUGUUUUGGGUUUGGAAUGGCUACCAAGUGCUUAUUACAGACUGGGCUCUCUGCUAAGUGCUUUAUAUACUUUUACAUUUAAACCUAACAACAAUGGGAGGUAGGUACUAUUAUCACCUUUUUAUAGAUGAGAAAAUUGAGACUUAUAAAGUAACUUGCUUAGGGUCAUGUUUCUGAUAGGUACAUUUGGACCUUGGUCUGUCUGAUAUUAAUGGUCUGGGUUCUUUUCGUUGUUCUAAGUGGUCUUCACAUUUGGCUAUGCAUUAGAGUCACCUAUGAAGUUCAUUAAACUUUCUGCUUCUCUGACGCUGAUUCUAUAGGAGUCAGGUAGAGCAUGACCUUGCAUUGCUUUUUCCUUUUCCAGAUUUAUUGAGGUAUAAUUUACAUAAAAUAAAAUUUACUCAUUUUAAGUAUACAGUUUAAUGAACCGUAGUAGCUUUAUACAGUCAUAUAAGUAGCACCACAAUCAAGACAUGGAACAGUUCCAUAACCCUAAAAAGUUUUCGCAUGCAUUUUGAGCCCCUGACACUUGCGAUCUUAAUCAGGUGGGCAGAUAGUUCUAAUGCACAGGCAGGUGUGGGACCACUGUACAGCAAAUGUGAGGAACUGAAGUUCUGGAGAAGGAAGAUAAAAGCAGUGAAAAGAGGAAAAAAGACACUUAAGAGGAAGAAUGAUUGCCCUGGCUGUCUUCAGAUAAACCAAGAUGUGCUGGCUCCCAGUGCUGAGGUGGAGUGUGGAAAAGAGAGCUCUCUAGACCAAACUAAAAAAAAAACCCAAAAAACAGUUUCUCCUUCCAACACAGUUUCUUCCCAAGCCAUGCAGAGCUAAGGAUUCUGAACAAAGUUAGUGUAGAUGGCUGGGAAAAUUACUUUGGAAUGGAAAGCUGGGGCCACUAAAUACUAUUGGUGUGCUAUGGAAGAAGACUUUGGGUACAGAAAGGGAGGGCAGAAAGGGAGAUAGUAUAUGCUAUUGCCAAGCAAUCUGAGAAUGGAACCUUUUCUUCCAGGCAGACCACUUUGGUUCCUUUGACUCUCUUCUACUGCAAGAAUGCAAUGGUAGCUCUCGUUAGUCUGAAGUCCAGGAAAAUUAGCUUGGACCAGCAGAUUCAGGCUGUGGCCUAGAGAACAUUUGGAUAAUAAGGUAGAAUGUAAAAUGUAGCUCUGAAUCCAGAGACGAAAGGUGUAGAAACUUUGCCCUGAGUGAGAGUCUGCAAAUUUUGAUUCUUGACUUAGCUCUGCCCCUAGUUUUGCUAGAUGACAUUUCUUUUUAGAUGACCUUCUCUAAGUGUUACCUGUUCUGUCUGCCUCUCACUAGAUAGAGUGAGCAGUGAAUAAAGUGUGCAGGUGGUAGUCAUGAAUUGUAGUGACACUGGUUAUCGCUGCAAAAGUAGGUUGCAAAAGGAAUUCUGUGAUUCUUACACUAGCUCUCAAUAGUUGUAUAUUGAAGCCUGGAUAUGCCCAGUCCUUAAAUAUUUCCUUUUCUGGUCAUUUUUCUUUCUUUCUGGUUUGUUGGAUGUGGUCUUUUCCCCCUUUCCUGUCAUGUCGAGAAAAAAGGCAUAUGCAAAGGGGGACUCAUUCUAUGUUCUUUUUAUGAAUCACCCAGUUGUCUUCCUGGUGCAUGUCUGUACUCUGGCACGGGUUGUGGGAUUCUGUUUCCUUAUUUGUGAAGUUCAGCUUCUCCUGGUCCCUGUGAUUCACCUCAAGAGGAAAUAUCUGGAGUAGAUAUUUUGAUUAGAGGAGGAAGGGACAGAGAAGGAGAAAGAUAUGAGGAGUAUUGUUGUGAAAGGAAGACGUGGUGAUACAGGGUUGUAGGGUGUAAAUAAAAUUACCCAGGCCUCUUCUCACUUGAGAAAGAGUGACUUUGGGUAAUGGCCUCAACUAAGAGGACACUGAGGUGUUAGGAAAGUUCAUCUCUGAGCAUAACACCCAAGUUCUGAAGAGUGAAUAAAGUUUAAAUUACUCUUAGUUUCUAUGAUCUCAAUAUCUGCUCCUCCUUUCCCCCUUGUGCCCCUGGUUUCAGGGCAUUGGGACAAUGAACGAAUUUUAACACGUCAAAAUUAUAACAACAAUAAUAGAUAGAUUUACUGAGAGUUUCUCACACUUUCACAUAUAUCAUGUUAUCUUCACUGAAGCUCUAUAUAACAUUAUAGAGUCCAAUAAAAAUUUCUUUCUUAAACAAUCUUAAAGAUUAAUGAGAAGAAAAAUGGAAUCUUGAAAACAUUUUUAGAAUCAUGAAUUUGAAGCUGAAAGGGAUUCUAGAGAUUGUCUAGUCCGAUCCUAUUUUAUGGAUGAGGGACUGCGGUCCAGAGUGGGGAAACGAAUUGUUGAAAGUCUUACUCAGCUAGGUAAUAGUAGUGCGGAACCCCACCAAAGGUUCCCAGAACAGAGAUGCACCUGUCUGAUUUUUCUGAGGCAUCAGGGAAGCUUCCGAACCAGUUUUUGUGGCGUAUUUAAUCAGUCACCAGUGGCUAAUAGCACCAGUUUCCUCUAAGCCUCUUGGAUGUGGCUGGGAGACACAGACUGGCCCCUUGUCUUUCAUAAGAUUAUGCUUUAGUUUGAGAAACAAGAUACAUGAAAAAAUAAUUACUCAAGACAAUGUAUCAGGUGUGAGCAGUGAGGACAGUACAUAUUGUGGCUAUUUUGAAGGUGAUUGGUUGUUGUUGGUACGAUCAGGGAAGGUUUGAUUAGGAGAUGGGAUAGGAGCUGGCCUCCCUGAGAAAACCAGGGUUCUGGGAUUGGAGAAGUCAUCCCAGGCAGGAGGAGUUAAGUUAGCCUGAGUUCAGGCUCAGUAGCUGGAGAGUGCAGGGUGUGUGAGAGAUCUUUAGCUGCAGUCUGAGCCACAGCUUAAGUCAAAUGUCAAUACGGCAGACUCAAGGAAAGAUAUUUUGGGGUUUUUCAUUGUGCUGUGAAAUCUUUGGCCUUUCAGUGUGGCCUAGGGAGGUACAUAUAUGCAGUAUUCAUUGCUGUGGUUUUCCUGCAGUAGUUUUUGGUCUCUUGUGGUCAAACAGGGUGUGUAUCAGUUUCACCUAUUUCUACCAACUCCCUUUUUCUAAAUUCUGUGUUCUCAGUUCUAUCAGGCUCUUUUCCCUAACUUCCCUCCAUCUAGCAGACUCUCAAAGCUACUGUGGAUUUUGGGAGGAGGAAUUAGAACAUGACCUGUGACCCUCGGUGAAUUUCGCCAGGUGGAUAAACUCCACCGCAAGCCACAGAGGGGCCUCCUCAUCCCAGCAAUCUGGCUAGGCUGACAGACUCAUAGGCUAUGGAGCAGGGGAGGGGGCGGGGGCCAAUAUUUCUCCGGCUAGUGAGGAACUGCCUGCGUCUUUGCGGCUUAGGCGCAGGAGGUGGGAGCCCCUGGGGCUGGUCAGUUGGCUGGUCUGGGGAUGCCCAGGCAGAUGCGGAGGCAGCUGGAAAAGUGGCACCGCACUCAGUUAGCUGGCGCUGCCGCGGUUCCUAGGAGACCGAGGAGCUGCAAGCCUGCGGGGGAGGGGGAGCAAGUGGGUUGCUGCUUUUAGCAGCUGAAAGGGCUGCAGGGAGCUCUGGGUAAGACAUUUUCUGCUGCUGCUGCUCCUGCUGCUCCUGCUCCUACUGCUGCUCCUGCUCCUGCUGCUGCUGCUGCUGCUGCUGCGGUAGAAAGCUGCCGCGAGUAAGUCAGAGGAAGGAGAAUCGAGAGGGAGGAGGUUUCGGUUGCAGCCAUGCUGAAUCACUGUCGCUGAUCAGAUCCUCCGCUGGUGCGCUGGGAGAACCAGGAGAAGCGGGAGGACUAGGCAACAGGACCAGGGUCCCCGGGCGCAUGCAGAGUUCACCGGCUACCACCCCGGCUGGGCCUCGCACAAUGGAGGGUGAAAGCAUCAAGCCAAGCCCCCAGCCCCUGGUACAGGCUGGGGAUGAUGAGAAGAGCCAGAGGACCAUCACUGUCAACCCUGCCCACAUGGGGAAGGCGUUCAAGGUUAUGAAUGAACUGCGGAGUAAGCAGCAGUUGUGUGAUGUGAUGAUCGUAGCAGAAGAUGUCGAGAUUGAAGCCCACCGUGUGGUCCUGGCAGCCUGCAGCCCCUACUUCUGUGCGAUGUUCACAGGUGACAUGUCUGAGAGUAAAGCUAAGAAGAUUGAAAUCAAGGAUGUGGAUGGGCAGACACUGAGUAAGCUGAUUGACUACAUCUAUACUGCUGAAAUUGAGGUGACUGAAGAGAAUGUCCAGGUGCUGCUCCCGGCAGCCAGCUUGCUGCAGCUCAUGGACGUUCGGCAGAACUGCUGUGACUUUCUGCAGUCUCAGUUGCAUCCCACCAACUGCCUGGGCAUCCGUGCAUUUGCAGACGUGCACACCUGCACAGAUCUUCUGCAGCAGGCCAACGCCUAUGCAGAGCAGCACUUUCCAGAGGUGAUGCUGGGGGAAGAAUUCCUUAGCCUAAGUCUGGACCAGGUGUGCAGCUUGAUAUCCAGUGACAAGCUGACUGUUUCUUCAGAAGAGAAGGUGUUUGAAGCUGUGAUUUCGUGGAUAAAUUAUGAGAAAGAAACCCGUUUGGAACACAUGGCAAAGCUGAUGGAACAUGUUCGUCUCCCUCUCUUACCUAGGGAUUACCUAGUCCAGACAGUUGAAGAAGAAGCUUUGAUAAAGAAUAACAACACCUGUAAGGACUUCCUCAUCGAGGCCAUGAAAUACCAUCUGCUCCCUCUGGAUCAGAGGCUCUUGAUUAAGAACCCGAGGACCAAGCCCAGGACCCCAGUCAGCCUGCCCAAGGUCAUGAUUGUGGUUGGCGGCCAGGCGCCCAAGGCAAUCCGCAGCGUGGAGUGCUAUGAUUUCGAGGAGGACCGGUGGGAUCAGAUUGCUGAGCUUCCCUCCAGGAGAUGCAGAGCAGGUGUGGUGUUCAUGGCUGGCCACGUGUACGCGGUGGGCGGGUUCAAUGGCUCACUGCGUGUGCGGACAGUAGAUGUGUACGACGGUGUGAAGGACCAGUGGACAUCCAUUGCCAGUAUGCAGGAGCGCCGGAGCACGCUGGGUGCAGCGGUGCUCAACGACCUGCUCUAUGCAGUGGGAGGCUUUGAUGGCAGUACUGGCCUAGCAUCGGUGGAAGCCUACAGCUACAAGACCAACGAGUGGUUCUUUGUGGCCCCGAUGAACACGCGGCGGAGCAGUGUGGGUGUGGGCGUUGUGGAGGGGAAGCUAUAUGCUGUUGGGGGUUACGAUGGAGCUUCCCGCCAGUGCCUGAGCACCGUGGAGCAGUACAACCCAGCAACCAAUGAGUGGACAUACGUGGCAGAUAUGAGCACCCGCCGCAGUGGCGCAGGGGUUGGGGUGCUCAGUGGACAGCUGUACGCCACAGGUGGGCAUGAUGGGCCCCUGGUGAGGAAGAGUGUUGAGGUUUACGAUCCUGGAACAAACACCUGGAAGCAGGUGGCAGACAUGAACAUGUGCCGGCGCAAUGCAGGGGUCUGUGCAGUGAAUGGGCUCCUGUAUGUGGUUGGAGGCGAUGAUGGAUCCUGCAACUUGGCUUCGGUGGAGUACUACAAUCCUGUCACUGAUAAAUGGACGCUGCUGCCAACCAACAUGAGCACUGGGCGGAGCUAUGCAGGUGUUGCUGUGAUUCACAAGCCCUUGUGACCCAAACUCCCACUGCCAGGAGGUGGAGGAAGAGGGGAGUGCUGCCUGUGACUCAGAAUAGCGGGGGACCAUGAUGACUGGAUUCCACUUGCUGGAGAGUCUGUAGUGUUGUGGGAACCACCGUCCUCUGACUUGGCAGAGUGGCCUUGCAGUGUGAACACCUGUUGGUGGCCCAGCUCCUGUUCCCCUGAGGUGCUUUGGCGUCCACCCUGAGCAGUGGGAUUCCUGACAAUCCCAGCAGCACCUUUGGGCUUUUUUGUGUGUGUGUUUCUACAGGGACAACAGAGAACUUGGACCGUAUGUUUGUGUGUGGUGUGUGUGUGUGUGUGUGUGUGUAUGUGUGUAGAACAUGGUGUUUCACUGAGUUGUGGGGUGGGAUGUGUGACUGUCUACUGGAUUUCUUUACUACUGAUCCUUCACUUUGCUAAAAAUCGAAUCACAGAAACCUCUCUUCUGGAUUUGGCUUCUGGGGACCCUGAGACUACUAAAGCUGCUGUCUUCUGGAGGUCCAUUUGGACAGCCUGGGAAGGUCCAGAAAUAACUAGCAAGAGGGGCAGCAUAUAUUACUUCACUACAGAAACUCUGUCUGCAGAAGAGCUGGGCCAUUCUUGAAGCAGCACCUCACGCUUUGUGCUAGAACUGGUGGACACGAGGGCUCGCAGUGCUCCUCCACCGCUACUCUUCCUUGGGCUCUCCUCCAGGAAGCAGAUGAGGACAGCCCAGCUUUGGGUGUGGGUCACUGCUCCUUGAUGUCAUGGAUUCCAGGUUUGGAGGUUUUGUCUCUUCAGCUGCGAAGGCUAACUCUUCAGAGAAGCCAUGGGUAACACACUGGAGAAAAAUAAAUAAAUAAAUAAAAACAAAACAAAAAACAACCAAAGUGGUAGGGACCAGGUCCCUGCCCUAACAGUCUCAGAGAGGGACCCUACUUCUGGGUUUAACCAGGAUAGUACAGUCCCUGUUUAUACUUGUCAUCCAGGCUUAAUUACUUACAGCUCCCCAUUUUACUCUCAAAAAUCUUCAAGUUUGGAGGAUAAAUAAAAGUUCAUCUUACCUCCAAACCCAAAGAUAGGUGUGUCCCUGCAUCGUAUAGGGUCAUGUGAGAUUCAAAUGAAUACGAAUGACUUUGACUGUCGGCUGCAGCUGGCCCUUGGCUGUUUGUGAUGGUCCAGUCUGUCUGAUAUCCUUGUCUUCCUUGUCCUCUGCUCCAUUCCAGGGCCUGUACCUUCCCCCCAACCCUCAGGACUACCCUCUCCUCCUUGCUUCCCCUUUGGGGGAGGAGAUGGUGAUAGGCCCUGGAUGUGUGAUCUCUCCCAGGGAUACUUACAUUUUAAAAGAAGAGCUUGAGGAAAGUUUGCUAAUUCACAGGUGAAAAUUAUUAAUGAUAGAAUUUCAAGGUCUGGAGAGUAGGUAUUUGAGUGUGUAUGGAGUCAUUUGCAUUUUAUAAAAAGAACCUUAAAGCUGUGCUGUUCCUAAAGUAGUAAGUUGCCUAAGUUGAAAUUUCAGACAUACGGGAGGCGAAGUCUUGUGUAUGGAGAACAGUCUCAUAUUCUAGGGCCUGGAUUUAAGGCUCUCUGAUGUCAAGGUCUGCCUCUGGGGAGCCAAGAGACUUUGUAAACCCUGAUGUUAGACUUCUAAUACAACUGAGCUACUUUAAAGCAGAUGCUGCAGGAGGUUGGUAUCCCCCCUCCCUGCAAUUAGAAACCCAGAAGCCUCCUCAGCUAAUUGGCCAAUUUGUGUAUUUACUAUAUAUUUAUCGAGCACUAAACACACAACUCUCCUGAAGUGGAAACUUAUGAUGUUGAGCAUAUGCCGCUUCACAGAGAUGCUUGGAGAACACCAAAGCACCCAGGAUUUUUAGCAGCCUAGGGAAGAGGCUGAAACAUUGAGCUUUGGUGGACCUGGAAGAAAUGUAUCCAAAGGAAUCCAGGCCUGCUUUUAAUUGGGUGCUCUGGUCUCUCCCAGCAGUGGAAAUGACUAUGGUUUUAGAGCUCUGCCUGGCUCUAGGUUGGAAACUGAUCGAAUGAACUCUUGGUCCUAAAUGUUCUUGGGACCUUGUUUUGGUGUAUAUGUGGUGAGGAUGAGGUGGGGUGUUGGGGCCUAAUGUAUGCUAUUUACACAAGCUCCUGAUUUCAGAUGAAAGGUGAAUUCCCCAUCCCCUUUCCCACCGCCUAGAAGCUGGACUUUGAAGCGUAUGUGGGGGAGGUUAUUUUUUGUGUAUCAUCCUCCCAUGAAAGCUAGCCAGCUAUGUUUCUUCUUUUGGAUUUUUGCCAUUGGUUCCACCCCACAUCUCCUUUUCCCAAGAAGCACUGACCCUGCUAGUAGUGCUGCCUAGGCCAUGUCAUCUCAUCCUCAUGUGUCCUUUCUCACGGGGACUAGAACACUGGUAUGUCAUCACCAAAAAGAAGUCUGCUCUAGCUGCCCACAGAUGCCAUCCAAAACUACCGACUCUUUAUCACUAGGUACGACCUUCUCUCUCCGUAGUGGGACACAGCAGACUUAUGUUCAAGUCUGUGCUUGUCACAUGGUAGGUGAGAAGCCCCCAUCCCCAAUUAGGGUGGCUACUACUGCUUGUGAGUGCAGCUUUGUCAGUGAUGUGUCUGGAAGUCUGAUUGCAGUGAUGAAAUGGAAUUGAAGCCCAAGGUUAGAAGCACCUUAGACACCAAUUGGAUACUGAUUUGGAAAACAUAGAAGUCAGACUCUGAAUUCCAAAGUUAUUUCUCAUCAGUGCCCAAUGGCAUCUCUCCAUUUAAAAAGUUGCAGUAUUAUGCAAAUGAAAGUGACCUCAUUUUCUGCUAUGCAAUAAGAAUACUUAAUUCUAGUUCAUGACAAACCAGUUGCAGUAUCCCCUAAGAUGCUUUUUCGAGCUGUCUUACUUUGAUAUCUGUUGUGUAAUGUUUAUAUAUUUCUGAGCCAGAUCCUUUCAAAGAUUGCCUUUUUAUAAAAUUGAAGCUAUAGCUUUCAGGCUAAAAUUUUAAUGUAAAUAUUUUUAUAAUUUUUCAGGAUAUUUGAAUCACUUUUUAUUGUCCAUGAUGAUGAAAUGCGUGGUUCCAUGUCACUCCCUCUCACACGUAGUUCAUGCCUGUAGCUCUUUCCCUUUGCUUCUUACCCUCCAAAAAUGGAUUUUUCAGUAGCUCCAGGUACACAAACCUCUUUGCCUCAGAGUCUUCUUUCUUAUACCAUAUUCAAGGGAGACUGUGGAAUUUAAAAACACAAACGACUGGUGAUUCUUAAAUUCCUAGGGGCAAAUGUUAAGCUUGACUCAGCACUUAUCCAUGCAUAUUGCCUGUCUAGGGUUGCUAUGAGUUGGAAUCUACUCAAUGGCACACAACUACAACAACUUCUUUGAAGUCUGCUUUUUGUGGGGGUGAGGCUGGCGUGGCCCACCUCCUGGUGACUCUCACUGCCUGGUGAUGAGCCUGGCAGAGCGUGGUGUGGAGAGGCUCCAGAGAAAGGCCUGCCCUCCAAGGCACGUACUCAACAGUUUCCUAGGUCCAGGAAACCUUUCCUCAUUCUCUUCUGUCCCUUGGUCUUCUGAAACUUCCAACAGCGUAAGGCCUUUGCUACUGGAUGAUGUCCGUUUUGGAAGUGUCUUUUCUCUGAACUUUGCAGUUGCUCAUUCUAACUUACAACUUAGUUGCCUCUCGAGCUGUGUCUGUGCCCCAGGUUCUAAUUUGUGCAUUUGUCUGCCAUUGGCGUGAUUUUUUUAAUUGUUAUUUUUAUUGUUGGGACAGGUGCCAUAUUGAAUUGCCUCCCUGCACCCCAUUUGCAUCUUGUUGGAUCAAGUUGAGAGGUUGAGCAAACUCAUAUUACAGUUAGCUGGGGUUUUUAAGGCUCUAUUUGCCUGGAGAAGACAGGAGGUUGGAAUGUCUUUUUUUUUUUUUUUAAAGUAUUUGCACUAUUUAGGAUCCUAAGCCCCUCGUGUUCAGCUGUGCUGUGCAUCUACUGACCAAGCAGGAGAGCUGGCAGCAUGUCUGGCGUUAAGGAAUGGAAGAGGUCCCUUCCAUAGUGGAUCAUCACCGCCUUACAGCCUCUCUGCAGCCUUCGUUAUAAGACUCAGUGACUCAUGGAUACAGCAUCAGCCAAGUCAGGAACACAAGGGACUGUGGCAUUUGGAGAAACAAAUUGCCCUAGUGCUAUAUUCUUGCCUUUGGGUAUGAGAUUAUAAAUUAUUUUUUCCCCUUUUCAGUGGCAAUAAAGGACCCUUGUUGGACUUUGUGUUUAAUUUGUAUAGUUUUUAUUUGUAUAUGAUGUGUAAAAUAAUUACUUUGAAAGAAAACUCAAGACUCUGAAUGUGUGUGUCCGUGUGGGUGCUCUGUCCUUGGGAUUGUCCACAUUCCGUCAGACGUGAUGACUGACACCCCGUACAACAUAUCACAUAGGUAAGGCCCUUGAUCUGAUGUCUCCUGCAUGGAAAUUAGGGAACGUAUAUCUUGUAAAAGAACAACACUUGUCACAUGCUUGAUCAGUUACAGUGAAAGCUGAAGAAACAUUUCCUCAAGUGUAUUAUUUUAACAGGAAUCAUGUUCUAGUUUCCCAUGCUUUAAUUUUAAUAAAAGCUGAACUGUGUAAACCUUUCUCAGUAUUUCAUUUUCACAAACCAGCCUCUCCACUAUGUCUCUGACAUGAAAAGGAUAGACUUAUUCCUGCAUGUCUUCAUAUUUAAAAUUUUUUCUCUUUAAGAUCUAUUGAACAGGGUCUAGGUUCCUUUGGUCUCUGUCACCUGGCUGCAGCACAGUGCCAAACCCACCAAGACCUUCUUCAUGAGGCCCAGAGAGGACAGUCCCUCCAGCAAAUGUUAGCUGGUGUGUGCAACAGCCAGGAGAUUGUGAC